Molecule: messenger RNA, 1209 nt
Organism: Prunus dulcis (almond)
Lineage: Eukaryota; Viridiplantae; Streptophyta; Magnoliopsida; Rosales; Rosaceae
Product: ADP-ribosylation factor-like
Exons: 7
Coding region: 221-769 (182 amino acids)
Biological process (GO): intracellular protein transport; vesicle-mediated transport
Cellular component (GO): cytoplasm
Molecular function (GO): GTP binding; GTPase activity
Source: RefSeq, a predicted model, not a curated record
GAGAGAGCUCCCACUGGAAUCUGAAUCUGAAUCUGAAUUUGGUUCAACCAUUAAGGAAGCUGUGACCGGCCGCCCCUCUCCUCAAACCCACACACCUCUCUCUCUCUCUCUCUCUCUCUCUCUCUCUCUCUAUACCGUAAGUUUUUCAUAUUUUCUCUUCUUGCAUUCUGGAUCUGAUCAUUAGGGAGAUCUGUGGCAUUCGAAAAAGGAUUUGAACAAAAUGGGGCUGUCUUUCACCAAACUGUUCAGCCGACUGUUUGCUAAGAAAGAGAUGCGUAUUCUUAUGGUGGGUCUUGAUGCUUCUGGUAAAACCACCAUUUUGUACAAGCUCAAGUUAGGCGAAAUUGUGACCACCAUUCCUACCAUUGGAUUUAAUGUGGAGACUGUGGAAUAUAAGAACAUUAGCUUCACUGUCUGGGAUGUUGGGGGUCAAGACAAGAUUCGACCUCUAUGGAGACACUACUUCCAGAACACACAAGGGCUGAUCUUUGUGAUCGACAGCAAUGAUCGAGAUCGUGUUGUUGAAGCCAGAGAUGAGAUGCACAGGAUGUUGAACGAGGACGAAUUGAGGGAAGCUGUGCUUCUUGUGUUUGCAAACAAGCAAGAUCUUCCCAAUGCAAUGAAUGCUGCUGAGAUCACAGAUAAGCUCAACCUUCAUUCUCUUCGGCAACGCCAUUGGUACAUCCAGAGUACAUGCGCCACUUCUGGAGAAGGUUUGUACGAGGGAUUGGACUGGCUUUCAAACAACAUCACUAGCAAGGCAUGUUAAAAGUUUAGAGGACUCUGCAGGGGGUCUUCUCCAUGUGUAUCAGCAGUAGUACAUAUACCAGCAGCCCAUUUUUGGAUUACAUACAUUCAUGCCAUAAAUAGAUCGCAAGUUUUAUUGGUAUCAUUGUUGCAAUUGGAAAAGAAUGCCUCUUAUUUUGUGUUUAUGUUUUGUAACCCUUUACCAUGUGUUCAACGCGACUGUUGUCACUUCGGCGAACACACAAGAUGAGACUUUACCACCGUGGAGCGGCUUUUUGCAAAAAGAUGAGGGGGAAACUCCGUAAGAUGUUGGGUUCUCUGGUCUCAAUAUCUUGCAGGCUUGAUUGUUGAGCAAUAUUCUUUAUAAGUUUGAAAUAUUUACCUUUUGUUUAAACGAGACACAGUUAUCACUUUGCCAUGGAUUUUACUGAUAUCCAAAGGGAAACAUAAGAAGUCAAAUUC